Messenger RNA from Vespa mandarinia (Asian giant hornet), 3585 nucleotides. It is a transcript of the gene Sp1, whose product is annotated as transcription factor Sp8. Lineage: Eukaryota; Metazoa; Arthropoda; Insecta; Hymenoptera; Vespidae. Gene Ontology annotation, molecular function: DNA-binding transcription factor activity, RNA polymerase II-specific; RNA polymerase II cis-regulatory region sequence-specific DNA binding. Gene Ontology annotation, biological process: regulation of transcription by RNA polymerase II. The record is from RefSeq and is a predicted model, not a curated record.
AGAGAGAGAGAAAGAGAGAGAGAGAGAGAGAGAGAGGAGUUCGUUAGGGUUGGCACGCGGAUUAGACAAUCGCGAGGUGGAUACUUCGAAAAGAGGAGAAGAAGGAGAAGAAGGAGAUGGAGGAUGAGGAGGGGGUGCGAGGGCGGGCUUCCCCACCAGCCAACACCUUCGACGGUGGUAACGCGUUCCUCGAUGUUCCUUCAGGACGACCCUGGCCACUCACGCACUCUCUUUCGCACGCACACAGAAGUACUCGGUCGUGCGUGUCGGACUGAACAGGAAAGAAAGAGAAAGAUAAAAGGAGAAAGAGAGAAAAGGAGAGAGAGAGAGAGAGAAAGAGAGAGCUAAAGAAAGAGAGAGAAAGAGAGAGAAAGAGCGAAAGAUCCGCCCUCCGUCCUCCUGUCGGCGGCUCCUCUUCUCUCUUGGCUUCGCGUGGGGGACGAAAAAGCUCAGUUAUAAUUGUUGGUCCUCGCAGACCGCACAUAUUCGCCGUACCUUCGCUAAUUGUUACCUCCUACCUUCCGUGUACUUAAUACUACCAAGUAUUAUUAUCUCGUUUACUCGAUCGACGAUGAGAGUAUAGAUCAAGACGUAAAUAGAUCCAAACGGAUAGUAUCUAGAUCGUAUUAAGGAUCGUGGACUUCGUUCGAAAAAAUUUAUCAUACGAAUCUAACGACUAUGUGUCCGAAACAAUGAUGACGUAGACGUGUAGACAUUAAUUAUCAUCGUUUUAUCGAGGUGUCGUCUGACGUUGCUUUUGGAUUUAAACAAAAGAAGAAAAAAAAAAAAAAAAGGAAAGAAAGAACAUUAAGAAAAGAAAACAAGAAAAAGGGAGAAAAGAGAAAGAAAACUUAAAUUAGAAAAAAAGAAAAAGAAAAGAAAAAAAACAGACAAACAUUUUGUGAGAUAAAGUGGCGCUGUUUUCGGAAGAAAAACAUUCGUUCGUCGGGAACGAUCGAAUAAAAGGAACUAUUACGAGAUUACAAGUAGAAGUUCAAGUGCAGUUCAUUGGAUUUGAAACAUCCGAUAUGAAUUGCGCUUACCAAUAUCCGCAUCCGGCUCAUCCGCAGAACGUUAUGGCUAUGGUGCCGACGACUUCCCAACAGAAUCACGUUUCCUCGACUGAUACGGAAUAUUUAGAGGAUCAUCCGGGACUACGAGGAACGCCAUUGGCAAUGUUGGCGGCACAAUGCAACAAACUGAGCAGCAAGAGUCCACCGCCACUGGCGGACGCGGCAGUUGGCAAAGGUUUUCAUCCUUGGAAAAAGAGUCCUCAGAGUAGCGGCAGCUCACCGCAACAUUCGACGGGUGGUGGCGGAGGAGGAGGAGGAGGAGGCGGAGGAGGAGGAGGUGGCGGAGGCGGAGGUGGAGGUGGUGGAGGGGGGUGUACGACGACGGGAGUAAGUCAAAGACCGACAGCAACGAGCAGCGCCGGUAGUACGAGCGGUGGUUACGCCCGAGCACCGGUCACUUCUUGCGCUUCAACGGCGCCACAAUACGGUAGCGAGCUAUAUUUUCCUGGUACCGCGAGCGCGCAACCUGCUGGCGAUCCGCAUCACCAUCAAAGCAGUCUCCUUGGAAAGGUCGAAGGCGCGACACUCGGCUCGGUAUACGGUAGACACCCUUACGAGUCGUGGCCGUUCAACGCGAUGCCAGGCGCUACGCACGGCGGAAUAAAGGCCAGCGACGGUUGGUGGGAUGUUCACGGUGCCACAGCCGCUGGUGGUUGGUUAGAUGUUAGUGGCACCGUCGGCGUCGGAGUUCAUGCCGCACAAAUGGCCAAUUACUCGGCAGAUUACUCUACGAGCUUAGCACUGGCUGGCAAUCACUUACUCACUACGGCCACCACCGCCGGUCACAAUCUACUCCAAGACACAUACAAAUCCAUGCUACCCGGCGGACCGCCCGGCUUCGGGCUCCAUCAUCACGCGGCGGCGGCGAGCGCCGGUGCCGGUGCUGGUGCCGGAAGUCCACAAGGUAGCGGCGCCGGCGUCGGCGUAGGUGUCGGCGGUGCCGCCGUUAGCCAAGCACCCUCGCCACGCUCGCAGAGACGUUACACCGGUCGUGCGACCUGCGACUGUCCUAAUUGUCAAGAGGCCGAGAGACUCGGUCCCGCCGGCGUACACCUCAGGAAGAAGAACAUCCAUAGCUGCCACAUACCUGGUUGCGGCAAGGUCUACGGAAAGACGUCCCAUCUGAAGGCCCACUUACGGUGGCACACUGCGGCACCUUCGAACCCACACCGGCGAAAAGAGAUUCGCCUGCCCGGUCUGCAACAAGCGGUUCAUGCGCAGCGACCAUCUCGCGAAGCACGUCAAGACCCACAGCAGCAGCAGCAGCGGCAGCAAGGGCAAGGGGGGAGCGGGGAGCUCGUCGGCCGAGUCCUGCUCCGACAGCGAGGACAACGGGAGUCAGCAGAGUCCCACUUCCAGCUCGGUGCCGCCGCCGCAGCCGCCACCGCCGCAGCAGCAGCAGCAGCAGCAGCAGCAGGCUCAGGCGCAACAGCAGGCUCAGCAGCAAGCGCUGGCGGCGGCAGCGGCGGCCCAGGACACCAACAACACCAAUUCCCAGACCACCACCACCAGUCUCGGCCAUCAGCCGACAACACCCAUGACCCCAAUACAGAUGACCCCGCCGCCUCUGACCGCACACCAUCCCCACCACCCGCAUCUCCCGCCUCUAAUGCACCAUCCGCAUCAUCACGCAACAUCCGUACCGGCGGCCCAUCAUCCGCACGCGGGGAUGAGCAUGCACUGAGCCCGGUGGGGCCCGGAGCCGGUGCCUGCAGUACCUCUGCCGCAACGACCCUGGGCUCCUCCUCCUCCCUAUCCUACCCCCUCAACUUAAACCUUCUUCAGAAUCACGUUAAUGCCCAUCCUCAUCAUCAUCAACAUCAUCACCAACAACAGCAACAACAUCAUCACUCUAAUCCUUCUUCCCAUCAUCAUCAUCAACAUCACCAACACCACAAUCAACAACAACAACAACAACAACAACACUCUCGACAAAACAAUUCCUAUUCGAUACAACAGAAUCCUGGUACACCUGGCUCGGCACAGACUCCUUCACCCUCCUCACCUGCGCCUGUACAUAGUCUUUAAGCCGAUGACGAUCCCUCUCAAUCCUUUCGUUUCCUCGGAGAGCAGGAACGGAGGGAGCAGCCUGCCGCCUCUCCUUCGGCCGCUCUGCACGCGAAUUUUGCCGACUUUGUUACUUGUAAAUACUAUAAAUAGUGAGUGUGCGUGUGCGUAAGAAAGACAGAGAGAAAGAUAACGCGUGCGAAAGAGCAAAAGAGAGAAAGAGACAGAGAUAGAGAGAUCUAUAUAUAUAUAUAUAUAUAAUAUAUAUAUAUAUAUAUAUAUAUAUAUAUAUAAAAUGAUAUAUUAAUUAUGCGGUGUAAUGUAAAAUAGAUAUACAUAUAUGUAUGUAGGUAUGCACUGUCGCGCUGUACGAUACACACAGACACGAAUCGUCGUCGUCGUCGUUCCCUUCUCCCCCAGUCAUCAUCCUGUUUACACUUUGCCCGAUUGUACGGCAAAGAAAAAGAUAAAGGAAAAAUAAAAAAAAAGAAAAAAGCAAAAAAAA